AUGGCGUCAAAUACCACCCACACCGUCACCACCGUCGCACUCGACCGCAAUCGCACGCAACCUGCCACAAGCCCCCCGAAACGCCGCCGCACGUCCUGGCGUACCCAGCACCCCGAUCCCCCGGCCUUGGCUACUUGCAUCGACCCGCACUCCGCCCUCAUGCAGGGGCACGACCAUGAGCACGCCUCGGAGCGCUCACGACACCUGCUGGGCGACAAAGCUGAAGAGACGGAGCACGCCCAGGCCUCCAAGUCCCGCAAGAUUGAGAAGAUGAUCACCCCCUACCUCGCCCACCACAUCCCCCACCAGUACAACCCCCUCGGCAGCGCAGACGCCCCCGCCGGCCACGCAAACACAAAGUACUGCUACCGCCACCGCCCCGACCUGCUGUGUCGACGCCAGGCCGACGAACCCUCGAUGGAGCAGCUGCAGCAGGACAUUGGCCGCGAGUCUCAGGCCGACCAGCAGAGCAUCGCCAACGUCUGGUCUCUCUUCUCCGCCGCCCCCUCGCGACACCGCAACCUCAUGCUCCAGGGCAUCCUCGCCCAGUGCUGCUUCCCCCAGCUCUCCUUUGUCUCCUCGGCCGUCCGCAACCUCAUCAAGAUCGACUUCAUCGGCGCACUGCCCCACGAGCUGGGCUUCAAGAUCCUCUCCUACCUCGACACCACCUCGCUCUGCAAGGCCGCCCAGGUCAGCCGGAAAUGGAGACAGCUCGCCGACGACGACGUGGUCUGGCACAAGAUGUGCGAGCAGCACAUUGACAGAAAGUGCACAAAGUGCGGCUGGGGACUGCCCCUGCUCGACCGAGCACGUCUGCGCCACGAGAAGAGGAGGAUCCAGCUGCGCGCUUCCGGACGAGGCAUCAACGAGUGGUCACCCAACAUCACGCCCACCCCCGACACUUCCGCUCCCCCUACGACCCUGGUGCAUCGUCCCUCUGAUGCGUCCGACUCCGCCACGGGCUCCAAGCGCUCCGCUCCCGAGGACCCCUCCUCACCAGAGUCGUCGUCGAAGCGCUCGUGCACCGGCGUCGCCAUCAAAGGCGAAGCCCGUGACCAAUUGGCCUCGUACUUUGACCAGCCCAAGAAGCGGCCGUGGAAGGACGUGUACAAGGACCGCUUCAAGGUCGGCACCAACUGGAAGUACGGACGCUGCUCCGUCAACAUCCUCAAGGGACACACCAACGGCAUCAUGUCGUUGCAGUUCGACGACCGCAUCCUGAUGACCGGAUCCUACGAUGCCACGAUCAAGGUGUGGGACAUCAAGACCGGAAAAGAAAUCCGAACCCUCACCGGACACUCUGCCGGCAUCCGCUGUCUGCAGUUUGACGACUCCAAGCUCAUCACAGGCAGUCUGGACCGCACCAUCAAGGUGUGGAACUGGAGGACCGGAGAACUGAUCAGGACGUUGGGCGGCCACACCGACGGCGUCAUUGGUCUCCACAUGGCGGACAAGCUGCUUGCAUCAGGAUCGUCAGACCACACCAUCAUGGUGCACGACUUCAACAACUACCAACGCGUCACACUACGCGGCCACACUGACUGGGUCAACUCGGUCAAGAUCGACCUGGCCUCGCGCACCCUGUUCUCGGCAUCCGACGACAUGACGGUCAAGCUGUGGGAUCUCGACACGCACCAGUGCAUCAAGACGUACGAAGGCCACGUCGGCCAGGUGCAGCAGGUUCUGCCCCUGCCGCACGACUUUGAGAUUGACGAGGACGACUUCAACGCCACCGCCGAUGCCGACGCCUCCGACACAGCUUCCCAGCCCCCCUCAGACAACGAGACAGCCCCGCCAUCAUUCUCUGCAAUACAAGAAGAGGCCAUCUUCCCCAACGACCCAUCACGGCCCAGCCCACCCUCAUACAUGCUCACCGGCUCUCUCGACGGCACCAUCCGUCUCUGGCACGUACCCUCAGGCCGCUGCGUGCACCGCUUCUUCGGCCACGUCGAGGGCAUCUGGUCACUUGCUGCCGAUUCGUUACGCGUCGUGAGCGGCGCAGAGGACAAGACGAUCAAGAUCUGGGAUCCGCGCACCGGCAAGCACGAGCGCACACUGACCGGCCACACAGGCCCGGUAACGUGCGUGGGCCUCAGUGACGAGCGCGUCGUCAGCGGCGGCGAGGACGGCACAGUGCGCAUCCAUUGUUUUACAAGCGUUUGA
Messenger RNA from Ascochyta rabiei, 2163 nucleotides. RefSeq lists its product as uncharacterized. The record is from RefSeq and is a predicted model, not a curated record. Bases 1 to 2163 code for a protein of 720 amino acids. Gene Ontology annotation, molecular function: protein binding. The transcript has 2 exons. Lineage: Eukaryota; Fungi; Ascomycota; Dothideomycetes; Pleosporales; Didymellaceae.